GUAAUUUGCGUUGGAUUUGUGGGAAUUGCGGUGUUGAUUUUUGAUGGAGAAGCGCAGACUCCGAUCUGAAUUUGCAAAUUCCGGCAUAGAUGCAAUUUUUUCCAUGACGAUAUUUGAAAAUGGAGACGGAAGAGGUGCGGGGGUGUGCACAACAUAAGGAAGAAGGCGGAAAUCAACUUUCGAAAAAAGGCAUAAGUCAAAUUUCGGAUUUUGGAGUUUAUUUUCCGUGGACGGUGAAGCUGAGUGUUUCCGGCGAGAAAUCAUGACGUCUACUGUUCCGGCCAAGUCUCAGCCGCUUCACAACUUCGCCUUGCCGCACUUGAAGUGGAAGAAGAACCACCAUUCCAAUAAUCACCACCGCGGCCGCUCCGCCAAGCACUUGGAAUCGGCGGCUUCUCCGUCCCGGGUCGCUUCCCCUCUGCGGCAGUCUCAGUCGCCACUCAUACACCGAGUCCGGUCUCCGGAUGUUGAAUCCGUGACGCCGAUGCUGGUCCGCCUCCAGUCUCCGAUGCUGGAGCGAGAUCGCCAGUCACAGAUGCGCGAUUCUGCUAGUGAAUCGAGUAAGAGGAGUUUCGCUGCGGAGAUGGAUGGGAUUGGCCAGAAAGAUGGCAGAUCGAAAUUAGUUCUGAAGCUCCCUCGGAAAAACAGGGGCGAUGAGAUUCAGGAGGAGCCAAAGGGCGAAGAGGUUCCAGAGGAGGGGAAAUCCGGCGCAGAUGCAGAUCAGGAAGCAUCCGAAGAGCCAGUCCAAAAGAUUUGGAAUCUGAGGCCGAGGAAGCCGAUACACAAGUCACUGAAUUUGAACGGCGUCCAGUUCAAAGCAGGGGGGCCGUCGGCCACCAUAGAGGACACGACUCAGUCGCCUCACCGGACUCCAAUCAGACCGGAUGCCGAGGUUCACUGCGCAGAGAAGAAGGAGAAGAGGCAGAGGUUUUCCAUUGCACUCACAAAGGAAGAGAUUGCAGAAGAUAUUUUUGCCCUGACUGGAUUAAAGCCCGCAAGGAGGCCGAAGAAGAGAGCCAAAUGUGUUCAGAAACAACUUGAUACUCUUUUUCCUGGUUUAUGGCUGGCUUCAAUCACUCCUGAUUCAUAUAAAGUCUCUGAAAACAAUCCAAAGGGUUAGUAGAGGGCAUUGUUCAGCAGAGGUAUUGUUCAAAGGGUCUUUGGGAUUUAGAAGACCUGACAAAUUUUGGGGAUCUCAUAUGCUGGUUUAAUCAACUAUUACAUGUAAAGAAAAACAAGAGAGAAAC
Cuscuta campestris is the source of this 1247-nucleotide messenger RNA. The record is from the annotation of a GenBank genome assembly. Lineage: Eukaryota; Viridiplantae; Streptophyta; Magnoliopsida; Solanales; Convolvulaceae.